Molecule: messenger RNA, 7709 nt
Organism: Paramuricea clavata
Lineage: Eukaryota; Metazoa; Cnidaria; Anthozoa; Malacalcyonacea; Plexauridae
Source: the annotation of a GenBank genome assembly
GUUUCUUCAUAGGCGGGGGUUUUCUUAUAAAGUAACCAAAAGGAGCACACUUCCUCUGCGCUGCUGCCAAAACAACAUUGAAGAAUCGCAUCUCCUGGACAAUUUUACACUCAAAAUGGCUUCAGAUAAACCCAAUGUUUCAGAAGUGAAGGAUUUUGAUCAUAGCAAACUUAAACGCGUUCAAACGACGGAGAAGAACACUCUUCCAAACGAUGAAAGUAAGCUAUAAUUGAGUUCAUCUUAUGACUCCCUGGGCCGCCAGUGCAUUUAAUUGCAUGUACAAAGCUAAAAGAACUCUAAGUCUUUCACCUUGUUGUUAAACCGUUUAUUCUCACACUAUUUCAUGGCCAUUAUCCUUAGUUAGAGAGUCCGUUUUAUAUUGUGUUGCCUUGUUUGUGUUGUGCGUAUUAUAGCAUCAAAAUUGUUUGAAGUUCACGAGGCUGCAUAUUUUCAUAGAAUAUUUAAUGCAAUGGACAAAACAUUCCUACCUUUAGGCAAUUAUUUUACCAAGAACAGCUGGUCUUUUAAUUCAACAUGUAGUCCUGGUUAGAUAGGACAAAUACAUGCUUUCAUUUGUGAUGCAUUAAAAUUUAAAACGCGUGGUAUGUACAUUAAAAUUUGACUUGUACUUUUAGCUAUCAAACAAGAAUUGGCCCCUGAUGUUUUCCCCGACAGAUCAGAAGUGAAAGAUUUCGACACAAAAUGCUUAAAACAUGUCGAAACGGUUGAGAAGAACCCAAUUCCAUCGAAAGAUAGUAAGUAGAAAUAAAGUUUUGAAAGGCCUUUUGUCACGCACGUUUUUGCACGGUAGUUUGAACAUUCAUAAAAGAAGCUACUUCGCAAUUCGCUGCAUGAUAAUUUGUGUAAUGACUGGUAUUUUAAGCCAUGGCAGAGCUAAACUAUCUACUUUUAUAGCUAUUGACGAGGAGAAAAAGAAUAAACCAUUCGAAGGGGUAAAAAUUUACGAUAAAGCACGACUAAAUCAUGUGGAAACCGAGGUUAAAAACGCACUUCCUUCAAGUCAAGGUAAAGUUCCUUUAGCUAUCUAUUGUGUUUUGUUUUGACUCCUGCAAGUGUUAGGAUUAUUGACUCUCUAGGACUGCGUCAUGGUUGGGGAUCUAUGAAAGAAAGCCGAAAUGGGCUAACUUUAGCCAUUCAUUGUCAGUAAGCCUCUAAAAUGUCCUCAAAAUGUACAAAAGCUUGACAAUAAGUUGCUAUACAUGUGAAAUGUACAAUUUGUUUAUAAUGGUUGAAUUUGUAUAAAACUAUCUUUCUAAAAUACGUUACUCGAUUGUUUAUAUCCUAAACUAUGCAAGAAUUUUGAAUAUGAAAAGACUUCAAAGUUUCUAACUUGUUUACUGUAUAGCAUUAAUAAUGUUUAUUUUAGUAUUUUGUUAGAGCUGAUUAUAGCAAAAUUGCCAUGGGAUAAUUAAUUAUUAUUUUAGGGCUGCUAUGAAUUUUAUAUGACGGCAUUAAAAUAUUUGUGGUAAAUGCAUAUGUCGGUGCUAUUGUGUGCCAAUAUAAGUUUAAAGAAUCCUUUUUUGCCUUGUUUUGAUGUCCAAUUCAGAUGUUAUCGGAAAGAUAGAAGUCCAAUUGUAGGAAGUAUUCUUCAAUGUGCUGCAGUUUGUGUCAGAAAGACCCUUUGUCAAUAACUUUGGUCCUCUGAUAAUUAAACUCGAAAUGUCAAAGUAUUUUUACUGUAAUUCUUGUUGGGUAGUUCGGACAGAAUCCAUGACCGUGUUUCAGUGAGAUCUGGUCUGGUUAUAGUUUAACUUAAAGUAAAUCAAAGAUCAUGUGCAUGAUAUCAUCAUGGAUAUCAAUCAUGAAAACCAUCGUUUAUACAUGCUCAGACAUGUCACUUUGAGAAACCCUAGCCAGGCAUAAAGACAUUUACCACAUCCCUCUCUCUCUAUGCUUUAACCCACCACAUCGUUGCAAGGCGCAUAAGGGAGACCUCUGGCACGCAUGGUGAUGAAAUGUUGAAUAAAAUCAAUCCAAAGUCGUAUAUAUUAUAUCUCCAUCAACAUCCUGUUUCAGACUGUUUUUCAGACAAAAUAUUAUUUUUAACCCUCAAAGUUGCAUUGUAAUUCCCCAAAUUAUGUGCCCUACUUUGUUACUUUUUUCUGUCAGACAAUUUUAUUCCUGAAGGGGAGAGUACUGACACUUGAUGGGUUAAACACCAUGUGGUAUUAGGAUUAAAGCAUGUGGAAUAAUUUUUUUAUGAAGUGUAUGAGAAGUGUUUUAGAUAUACAGUGCUUUGUGCCAGAUCAAGUUACAUGCUGUUAGUAAUGAUCAUUGUUUUAAAAGCAGGUGCUUUUAUUCAAUCAUUAGAUCUGUCGUGUUUGGCAGAGUCAAACUAGAAGCAUUCUUCUCGCAUGCAAAUGAGGUGAAAUUAUAAUGAGACAACUGUAUAUUGCAGGAGUUUAACCCCAGUUAUGGAAGGUGAAAGAUGCAUGAGCAGGGUUUUUAUAGAAUAUACCACUUGAAGCCAAUGGUUAACUUUCUUACAAAUUAUCUUUGACUCGAGCCCCGUUUACACUACGCUCAAUUUUUGGUACGACACAGAUAAAAUUGGUACUCAUACCACUUUUUUGGUUCUUGGACUACCUAUUUAGCUAAGCCCUGUUUACAAUAUGGCGGCCUUACACUAUGGCGGCCAUGUUGGAGUUUCCCACUCGCUGAUAAACGCUUAAAAAACAACAAUAACUUUCAUCAUUUGUAUAGUUGAAAAUGUUGUGGAAUAGGUUUAACUUAAUGUUUAAGUUCCCUGUUUAAGAAAUAGAAACAUACGAGUCUUCUCAUCCUGAGUCUGCAAUCACAGCUUCAAUUUUUGAAUUGCAGAAUAAUUAGAUGCACUAUCUAGUGUAUAUAAGAUAUCUAUGAUGGCAACUGGCAACUGGUCAUGCUAAUAAACCUGCAUUUAAAUAGGUUAACCCAGUACUCUCCUUGAUGAGUAAAAUUGUCUGUCAUUAGACUGGGCGCAUCAGGGUGCAAUGUGACUCAAUGGGUUAAAGACAAUACAUUUCUAAAACCUAGGAACCCGUGAAUAAAGUAAAUCAUUAAAAAUUAGCAUGGCAUGGUCUCAUCACCAACUAUUGCUUGAAAAACUGUAUCAAGCCUUUUCAUAACCUUCCUCAGAUGUUUAUCAAGAGAUGAAGAAUGCUGCUGGAGAUUUGCCAGAUCGUUCUGAGGUGACUGCGUUUGAUCAAGGCAAACUGAAACAUGUAAAAACGACAGAGAAAAAUGUUUUGCCAGAUAAAUCAAGUAUGUACAUCUUUUAGAAUUGUUCACAGCUGGAUUAAAGCUAACCUUGUGUUAAUUUAACCCUCUGUGUUGGUUUGUGUAUUUGUGCAUGUUUGUGUAGAAAUUCUAUUGAUCCUGACAUGAUUCUUGGAAAAAUAUUGCCAAGCUUAUAAGCAAGUUGCAUGUAUACGUUCAUUGCUUUGAAAUUUUUCAUUAACCCAGGAUUGGGCUAAAUGGCUUACAAUCAACUUACUCCAGAGCAUUAGAUUUACCUCUUAAAGGGAAAUACACCACCUUGUUUAUAAGAGGCUUUUACUAACAGGAAACAAUAUUCCUGUCUAAUCUCUGGAUUAGAGUCAUGAAUAAGAGAUACAGUAGAUUAUUUUCUAAGGGGUGUGUAUUUCCCCAGGAAAAUUAUUUUCAAUAAGUCUUUGUAUUUGGGCACAUGUAUAUAAUUUAAUACCAUUGUGUCAAGAAGACCAUCUUAAAUGUUUACAUUUUACUUUAGUAAUCAUACAUGCAUGUGUACAAAAAGAUAUCAGAAUAUCAAAUAUUUUCAUGGAAAUAGUAAACUUUAAAGUACCUCAAUAAUCUAAUGCUCUGUUACUACUAGUUCAUGAGUUUAGAACUCUGUGUUCAAGAUCUUGAUAUCUUUUCUUCUUACCUCACCAGGAAAUCUUAUACUGACCUGCAUGUAUCCUAAUGUUUGAAUUAUUACUAUCAAUGAUAUUGUUUUGCAGCAAUCCAGGAAGAGAAGAUUGAUUCAAGAGCAGAAGUAAAAGAAUUUAGCAAAGAUAAAUUGAAACAUGUUGACACAGUGGAGAAGAAUCCUUUACCUACUGCUGGAGGUAACUUCAAAUUUGCUCAAUCACGUACAGUCCUUGAAACUCCCGAAAUUUCAGGUCAGCAAGAACUUGCCGACCUAAAAGCGAUAAUUCUCAAUCUAGGUCGGCAAAUAUUUUCAAAACAAAUAGAAAAUAUCCAAAUGAAAAUUUAAUUUGCUUGCUGCAAAUACGUGUAUUUAUGAACUGCAAUUAAUUGCAAUCAACAGCAAUAGCAAACAAAACAACUAACAAAAUGUAUGAACUCCAAUUGAACAGUGCAUGUUGUGACCAAAUGUUGUGACAGACUGUACACUACUUUAUUACCAUAUACUUUCGCUUAAAUCUUGGAGCUCGACGAUAUUAAUACGCAUGUUUACUUUUCAAAGUUUUCAACAAUGAAACUGCAAUGUGACUAUGCAAGCUAAUGAUCAAAACCUGAUAAUUAAAACAUCGUUGAAAAUGCGUAUGUGAAAGAUGGGUUCACGGAAAAAAAUGCAGAGACGUAUUUGAAAGUAGGUCGGCAAAAUCUUGCCGACCUAAAUCUACACAUAUCGCUUUGCAGGUUGGCAUUUAGAUUGGCAUUGCCGAAUGCCGACCUGAGUUUCAAGGACUGCAAUCAUAAUCCCAAUUGUAACUCUAGACCUGACAUAACUCUUGUCCUAAUUUCAAUAUGUCCCUAAUGCAAACUCUAACCAUAAACAUAAUCCUAACACUAACUCUAACACUAAUCCAAAUUAUAUUCCUGACAUCAAUACACUCCUGUAGUCAUCAGAGCUGUCUGCUGCGGGAAAUAGUGCUUCCACUUUCCCCAAUCUGUAUUUUUGAUGGCAUAAUUAUUAAAUUAUUUUAAUUUAUAGAUAUUGUGGCGUCUCGAAUGCCGAAGGUGAAACCAGACAGAUCGGAAGUGACAACGUUUGAUAAAGACAAUUUGAAAAAAGUCGACACAACCGAGAAAUCUGUUUUACCAGAUCAAAAAGGUAUGGUGUGUCUUACCACAUAGUCUGACAGUGGGUGUGGUUGGUGAGUUGGUUGGUUAGUCAACCAGGACAGUCUGUUUUAUUUUUAUCUUGUAUUUUCUUAGCAAUCCAAGAAGAGUUAGUCGAAUCAAGAGCUGAAGUAAAAAGUUUUGAUAAAAGUAGUUUGAAACAUGUUGACACUGUUGAAAAGAACCCUCUACCAGAUGCUGGAAGUAUGUAAUGACAAGUUGUGUGUUUGUUGUAUAAACACUCCAUCAAUCCACCCCUCUAAUAAGCAUCCCUCUCUAAUGAGAAUCUCCUCUCUAAUAUACACCCCUCUCUUUAAUAAGCACCCAUCUCCUCUCUAAUAAGCACCCCCACACUAAUAUGCCCCCACUCUCUAAUAAACAUCCCCUCUCUAAUAAGCACCCCUCUCUAAAAGCAUCCCCUCUCUAAUACGCACCCCCCUCUAAUACGCACCCCCCUCUAAUAAGCAUGUCCCUCUCUAAUAAGCACUACGCACCCCCCUCUAAUAAGCAUGUCCCUCUCUAAUAAGCACCCCUCUCUAAUAAGCACUCCCCCUUUAAUAAGCACCCCUCUCUGUAGUAAGCACCCCCUUUCUAAUAUGCACCCCACUCUCUAAUAAAUGCCCCACUCUCUAAUAAACACCCCACUCUCUAAUUAGCACCCCUAUCUAAUAAGUAUCCCUCUCUAAUAAGCAUCCCCUCUCUAAUAUGCACCCCCCUCUAAUAAGCAUGUCCCUCUCUAAUAAGCACUACGCACCCCCCUCUAAUAAGCAUGUCCCUCUCUAAUAAGCACCCCUCUCUAAUAAGCACUCCCCCUUUAAUAAGCACCCCUCUCUGUAGUAAGCACCCCCUUUCUAAUAUGCACCCCACUCUCUAAUAAAUGCCCCACUCUCUAAUAAACACCCCACUCUCUAAUUAGCACCCCUAUCUAAUAAGUAUCCCUCUCUAAUAAGCAUCCCCUCUCUAAUAUGCACCCCCCUCUAAUAAGCAUGUCCCUCUCUAAUAAGCACUACGCACCCCCCUCUAAUAAGCAUGUCCCUCUCUAAUAAGCACCCCUCUCUAAUAAGCACUCCCCCUUUAAUAAGCACCCCUCUCUGUAGUAAGCACCCCCUUUCUAAUAUACACCCCACUCUCUAGUAAACACCCCACUCUCUAAUAAACACCCCACUCUCUAAUUAGCACCCCUAUCUAAUAAGCAUCCCUCUCUAAUAAGCAUCCCCUCUCUAAUAAGCAUCCCCUCUCUAAUACGCACCCCCCUCUAAUAAGCAUGUCCCUCUCUAAUAAGCACUACGCACCCCCCUCUAAUAAGCAUGUCCCUUUCUAAUAAGGACCCCUCUCUAAUAAGCACUCCCCCUUUAAUAAGCACCCCUCUUUGUAGUAAGCACCCCCUUUCUAAUAUGCACCCCACUCUCUAAUAAACACCCCACUCUCUAAUUAGCACCCCUAUCUAAUAAGCAUCCCUCUCUAAUAAGCAUCCCCUCUCCAAUACGCACCCCGCUCUAAUAAGCAUGUCCCUAUCUAAUAAGUACCCCUCUCUAAUAAACACUCGCCCCCCUUUGUCCUCCUCUAAAAACUCCCUCUCUAAAACGUGACCUCCUUAUGGAAACCUCUCGUAAGGAGGUUCUGAGUGAAAAUCUUCUCUUCCUUACAGCACUAGCGGAAGCUCUUCGACCAAACAAUCUCCCAGAUAGAUCUGCAGUCGCUGAUUUCCCAAAAGGAAACCUUAAACAUGUAGAAACAAAAGAAAAGAACGUUAUACCUGACAAAGAUGGUACUAGAUGUUUUUAAACCUUAUUUCAUAUUUCACUUUAGUAGCUGCAGUAAGUUGCUUAUAUUUUAUUUUUAAUUUCUUCAGCAAUUCGUGAGGAACUCGUUAACUCAAGGGCGGAGGUGAAAUCGUUUGACAAAUCUAAACUACAGCAUGUAGAAACUAAGGAAAAGAAUCCUUUGCCCGACGCUAAGUGUAAGUAUGCUUUGGUAAAUUUAAUUUUCUUCCUGUAGUAACACUGAAUCAAUAAGGGAUUGCAAUUACUGGAUCUCUAGAGAGAAGAGUUUAGAACUGAUAGAGCUAUUCAGUAUAAAUAAAGUUAGUUUAGUUUAGGUUUCCUCCUGUGGUAACACUGAAUCAAUAAGAGGUGAUCAUUACUGGACCUCGCGAGAAGAGUUUAGAACUGAUAGAGCUAUUCAGUAGAAAUAAAGUUAGUUUAGUUUAGGUUUCCUCCUGUAGUAACACUGGAUCAAUAAGGCAUGACACUUACUCAGCCUCUAGGAAGGAAUGAUUUUGAACUGAUAGAGCUACUGCAUCUGGUAUAAAUAAUAAAACUGGAUCUAUAAGAAAUGCUCUUUUUGUUUUAGCGAUCGCCGAAGAGAAAUCGGCUUCGUAGACGGCGAUAUAUACUGUAUGGAAUCGUGGAGAUUUUUUCUAUUCAAGCUUUAGAAAAGACAUUUGAUAUAUUUGUGAUUAAAUCAUACAGCGAACGACGGUGACGAGAGACGGUGUUAGUAGUUGUCAAUUUAUUCUGUCCAAACACGUAUAGCAUUUAGUUAAAUGUGGCUCUCUCGCACUAUAUUAUUUGACAUUAUUUGAAAUAGACUGAAAAAAAAGGAUUUGAUUUUAUAUUGUGUUCUAGUGGUGCAAAUAACACAUGGUAUACUCUCGU